AUUAUUAUUUUAUUAUUAUUAUUUAAUUAUUAUUAUUAAUGACAGAGUUGUUUUAACGAAAGAACGCUGCUGAUAGCUAGAUAAUGUAACGCAGUCAUUCUCGCUUCAUUGAACACACAUCCAUUAGUUUUUUAUUAUUAUUAAUAUUAUUAUUAUUAUUAUUGUUGUUGUUGUUGUUGUUGUUGUUAUUGUUGUUAUUAUUGGUGUUGUUUCUUUUAAUCCUGCUUAUUAUUUAAACCUGAUGUUUCUGCAGUCUGUAGUUCUUUGAUUCAGCAGUAGAGUAAAACCCUCAUUCUUCACAACGAAUGCAAAUUGGGGAGUUAUUCUUAUUUAAUAAGUUGGGAUGGUUUAGCUCAGAUAAUAUUUUUGAAAAUUAAAUCGGUAAAUAAUAAAAAUGAAUAAUAAAUAAUAAAAUAAUAAAUAAAUAAAAUUGAAUAAAUAAAUUGAAUAAAAUGUUGAAUGUAGGAAGAGUCGUGCCUUUAAAUUUCCUCGGAUUGUUCGUUUUCUCGUUCGUCAUUAUCUUUCAAGUCGCAAACGCCGGUUCAUCAACGACGACGGCAGCAGCCACAACAGCAACGACGUCAACUUCAAUAGCAACAACAAAAGCAAGUGCAACAUCAAACGCUAAUGCAACAGUAGCAGCAACAACUGUUGCUAACAACGCAACUACGACCAACGACGGCGAAAAAGUGAAACAAGUAACAAUGGUCGUAACAGCCAUCACAAUCGCGUUGACAGCUGCACUGGUGGUCGGUGCAGCCAUCGCGUCUUGCCUCGUCUACAGGCGGUACCUCAUGCCAUCGAAGAAGGUACCGAGCCGGUUCUGACAGAAGGAACAUCAACUGCAACGAUGAUGCCACAUAAAUUCUUAAAAUAAAAUUCCUUUAUAUUUCAUUGGGUCAUGCUAAUGACAUCAGUAGGGAUUUGAUAUUUUAUAAAUUCUGUGAUAGUAAUUGUACAUAUAAUGCCAUUCAAUCAGUAAUACCUUGGACUUGUUAGAGAUAGUUAAUUAACAUAUUUUGUAUUAGAAUAAUAACUUUAGGACAGUUUCUUUACUAUAGACAUUACUUUACUUUAUCAAAUCUUUAGACUAAUUAAUUUUCGUUCAUUCCAAUUAUUUAUGAAAUAUCUCAUUAAAUGGCUUACAGAA
Molecule: messenger RNA, 1150 nt
Organism: Helobdella robusta
Lineage: Eukaryota; Metazoa; Annelida; Clitellata; Rhynchobdellida; Glossiphoniidae
Exons: 3
Coding region: 453-827 (124 amino acids)
Source: RefSeq, a predicted model, not a curated record